AUGAUACUGAUUACUAACGACCGAUACAAUUAACGACAAUCGGUCAAAGAAGGGGGGGAGGAGAACCCUAUAAAAAGCCUAAUCAUAAAGCCAAUGAAUGAUCACCAUAACUGCACGUACGUGCUGAAAGAUGAAACCCACUGUGAUAUUUUGAAGAUUGGCAAAAAUGUUAUCGGACGGAGCUCUGCACCGGUGGAAGGGGUAUCCUUCAUCAGCAUCGAUUCCCACAGAUCGGCAAUUAGUCGCAUGCAGGCAUUUAUAGAAAUCGCACCCAACGGUGAGGCGUGGAUCUGCGAUUGCAACAGCACGAAUGGAACGUUUCUGGCGAUUCGUGGAGGGAUGGGGAUUCGUCUGGAGCCCCAGCAUUACUACCAGCUGAGCCCAAACGCGGUGAUCACCUUCGCGGAUGUCGAGCGCAGGUUUGUCUUGCUCGGGGAGGAUUCCAAGCCCUCUCCGGCGGCCGCGGCUCCUGUGAUCACGGAAGAGGCGAAGAGGCUCACGGGUAAUCGGGGUUCUGCGGGCGAGAUCUCAGCGCCAGUGACUGGAAACGCGGAGACUUCCUCAAACGGGCACCUCCGCACUGCCCCUGUCGUCCUUUCAAACGAAAAACAGAGUAAACCAAGUUCUCCCCACGCGCGGUCGCCACGGGAGGUGCCUUACCUGGCAAAGCCCCCGAACGCCCAAAGCGAAACCCCAAAGUCCACCAAACCGAAUCCGUCCGCAGAGCGUGACGCUCAAACCCGAAAACGAGCCCGUUCUCUCGUAGCUGACGAAAAGAAAGUGAGCCCGAAACGCGUGAAGUCUAGCACGCCCACAGAAAGAGAAUCGGAAGGGAAGAAAGGAGUCUUUCUUGGCUGUGUAUCGGGAAUGAACUCGAAGCAGCGCGGGGUUGCACAGCAGGCGCUAAAAAAGCAUCAUGGUCGAAUUGUGGAGGAUAUUACAAAGGCGAAUCUGCUGAUCGUACCGGCACCGGCUACGCGAACGCCCAAAUUCAUUAUCGCCGUCGGGCGUGGAAUCCCGAUCAUCGAUAUCAAACACCUCGAGGAGGGCCUCAGGGAUGGUGAAAUUCAGAAAUACAUCGUGGAUCUCAGCCACCUAGACGUGUAUUAUAGCUCGGAUACGUUGCGAAACGCCAUACUUCGAAAGCGCGAGAUCCCUAUUUUGAAAGGCCUUGAAUUUAACCUUGGUGGGCUGUCUGUUAAACAACGGAGCACGGUUCAAGAGAUCAUUAUCGGGUGUGGUGGCAAGGCAACCUCUCAAAAAGGAACGUCUAUAGUUGAAGUCACUGAUGAAAAUCUUAAUACGUUAUAUGAUUGCAUAUUAAGGGGCCAACGUCCCGAACUAUCCUUAAAAAAAUCAUAA
Molecule: messenger RNA, 1362 nt
Organism: Phytomonas sp. EM1
Lineage: Eukaryota; Euglenozoa; Kinetoplastea; Trypanosomatida; Trypanosomatidae
Source: the annotation of a GenBank genome assembly